AUGCUCCGAGCCGCCGGGACGCCCCCGCCGCGCUGCUCCUGCGCCGUCGCCUCUCCGGCGCGUCCUCCGCUUUUCUCCGGGCUGAGCGGCCGCUUCCCAAGAGCCCUACGGGGGCCUCUGCGGGCGCCUCUACCUUUUCACGAUCCGCUCUGUUUUUUUCUUAAGCGGAGCCCGUUGGCAGCGCAUAGCCUGGCUGAACGGCUGCGGGCUGCGGGGCAGCUUGACGAGUUCCAAGCCGCCGCCUCGGAGAUGGUCUCGCCUACUCCCCGGCCGGGCGCUGCCGGGCUGUCAGCGCUGCGCCGGGCACGGCGGGCCGGGGCAGGGCCCGAGAGCGGAGCGAGCGAGGGGAGGGGAGAGGGCCGAGGCUCAAGGACCGCACACGGAGCGCGCGCACCGCCCGCCGCCCCGCGCCCACUGCCGGCGCGCUCCCGCGCAACCCGUACUUAUCACCUCUGGCGCAGUCCAACUGCCGCCGCGCCGCGGGGGGGUGCCGGGGGAACACAGCCGCUCCUCAGCCGGCCUGUCCCCGCCAAACUUCGCCCUCCGCGCCCGGAGAGCGCGGGCGCUCCGCGUCACCGCAGCCGCGCGCUCGUAUCUCCCGUGUUAUCCCGAGUUCUCCCGGGAUCUUUCCCCCCUUGGGCGCGCUUUGGCUUGGCUCAGAGCUGCGGGCGCAUUUUGUUCAUCCCCUAUUCAGAAAGGCCAUUUACGCUCAAUUCCCCGCGCAAGCACCGUUGCCCGCCCGCCCCUUGCGGCGGCGCCGCCACGCAAACCGCGUACGGGGCCCGUCCAGGGCAGCGGCGCUACGCAAACCGCUACGCAAACCGCUUAGGCCGCCCCUGA
Messenger RNA from Corvus hawaiiensis (hawaiian crow), 840 nucleotides. RefSeq names its product verprolin-like. The record is from RefSeq and is a predicted model, not a curated record. The transcript has a single exon. The coding region runs from base 1 to 840 and encodes 279 amino acids. Lineage: Eukaryota; Metazoa; Chordata; Aves; Passeriformes; Corvidae.